AUGUCGCAGGAUCAGAGUCGGAUUUACAUUCCUGGAAAUUCCAAAUCAGCCCCAACCCCGCAGAAACAAUAUGAAACGAGUCCUUCUCAACCCGCUAUUGUCGCUUAUCGAUCAGCAGCACCUAGUGGACAGCAGCAGCAGCAACAGCAGCAGAACUACCACCAGCAGCAGCAGAGAGCACAGCCUCGUUACUCGACCGAACAGCAACAAAGACAACAGGGGAGGGAGACCACGUCAAGCACUCAUCCUUCCAUGCAGAGUGACAGGUCUAUAUACAUUGGCUUCGACCCAUCGUAUGAUUACGGUGCCGGCACUGGCGCUGUUAAUAAUGAAUCCUCCGGUGUAAUCCCACGGUUUCCAAAACCAGUCCCGAAUCAACAGCAGCAGCGGCAGCAACAGCAGAGAAGUUCAGCUGAUACCGUCCCUCAACCUCCGCCUCCACCGCCGCCGCCGCAACCGUCAUCUCGUCGGACGGCAGCGUCGUCGUUUUAUUCGCAGCAAACAACCAUGCAGGUAUCACCGAUCCCUGAGGAACCCAGCCUAUCCCGACACGAUUCGUACGCCUCCAGUGCCGCCAUCCCAUCCGGCUGGGAUCCGGACGAGGCGGACUCCUUCUCGAGCGACGAACACGACAAUGCGCUGCCGAUCCGACACGACAGGCAGGAUAACGAGCCGUCGCUGGUUCGCCAGGCAAGUCUGGGAAAGAGACACAAGCCAACAAUGACCGAGAUAAGGAGUCCCGAGCGGUCCAGGAGCCGUGCGGGCACCACUUCCGCUGCCGUUAUUGCUUCUGCCGCUGGUUCUGCGACGAGGAAAAACUCUCCUCCCCAGACAACGAUGUCGUCCGGAUCAGGAGCGGUGCCGAAGGUAUCGCCGCCAGCUUCGAUUACGACUCCAUCGCCGCUCUCUCAGCCGCCGCUAGCUGCCGACAGCGAGUACUUUCCGGGUUCUCAACCCGGCCCGAGUAGCAGUCGGGUUCCCGGCAGACGUGUACCGCCAAGGCUGAAUAUGGAUGCGGUGAGGGACGCCGAGGCAAGAGGGAGUCUGACGAGUUUGCCCGACCUGAUCCGAAGGGCCACCAAGCUGGCGGCCGUGUUGGAAACGGGACGGCCGGGGAGCACGGCGUGGGGUGGGAGGGGUAGCUUCUUCGGGUUCAAUACCGAGUCGUCGACGAAUCGCAGCCGCGACAGAGAGACGGACUCGAUCUCGGAUAUCCUCGCCUCGUUUCCUCCGCCAGCUCUCGGUGGCCCGCAAACUUUCCCGCAGAGGAUGUCGCAAUGGCCCGCAUCCGGCGUCGACGGAUACGACGACAAUGGUUCGCUGCGACCGGUCAAGAGCGGACGACGCAUCUGCGGACUCCCGCUCUGGGCCUUCAUCAUCCUCGUGAUCCUCGGCCUAGUCGUGAUCACGGCAGCCGUGGUCGUGCCGAUCCAGCUGGUCAACAUCAACAAGACGCGCAACGCUUCGACCAAUAGCAACGCCAGCAUCCUCGCGCGGUGCAAGGAAAGCAACCCGUGCCAGAACGGCGGCGAGAACAUCGCCAACAGCGACCUCUGCAGCUGCAUCUGCACCAACGGCUUCACCGGCGCCUCGUGCGAGACCAAGGGCGAAGACUCGAGCUGCACCAGCUUCGACUUCGCCGACCAGGGCGGCGUCGAGGGGAUCAAGAACGCCACGAUUGGCUCCGCUCUGCCGCGACUGUUCAACAAGUCGCAGGCGUCGUACGAUAUCACGCUCGAUCCCUCCCUGAUCCUCGGCGUCUUCAGCAAGGGCAACCUCUCGUGCACGCUGCAGAACGCGCUGGUCAGCUUCAACGGGCGCACGGAGCCCACCACGACCACGGCGACACGGCGGCGAUCACGGCGGCAGCUCCUCACCGACACAACGCUGCCCGUGGUCCCCACUGCGACUGCGACUGCGGCUGGCACUCCCAGCGCCAGCGCCGCCGCGUCCCGCGAAGUCGCGCUCGACCAGGAUGCGGUCGAUUUUGCGCGCGUCGCCGUGCUGUUCCUGGCACAGACGGAGGACAUUGCUACCGCCGAAGCGGCCCACCAGGCUCUCGACGAUGGGUUUGGCCGCGGCAAGGAUUUCGGAAACGUUACUACCGGCGAUAUAACGUUUCGUCUCGACGAUAGGAGUGUCGUGUUAGAUGAUGGGAGUGUUGUUGGUGGUGUUUGA
This is a messenger RNA of Tricharina praecox, 2178 nucleotides long. RefSeq lists its product as uncharacterized. The record is from RefSeq and is a predicted model, not a curated record. The transcript is spliced from 3 exons. NCBI's taxonomy places the organism in Eukaryota, Fungi, Ascomycota, Pezizomycetes, Pezizales, Pyronemataceae. The coding region runs from base 1 to 2178 and encodes 725 amino acids.